Molecule: messenger RNA, 795 nt
Organism: Monoraphidium neglectum
Lineage: Eukaryota; Viridiplantae; Chlorophyta; Chlorophyceae; Sphaeropleales; Selenastraceae
Exons: 4
Coding region: 1-795 (264 amino acids)
Biological process (GO): regulation of DNA-templated transcription
Molecular function (GO): DNA-binding transcription factor activity
Source: RefSeq, a predicted model, not a curated record
AUGUGCUACGCGACUUGCGGGCCCGUGGCCCCUGCCCCGGCGUCGAACCCACCUGCGGACGCCUUUGUGGAUGACGUGGACGCGUUCGCCUGGCUGGAUGCGUUGGACGACGACCUGGGGCUGGUGGGCCCUUCCGCGGACGAGUCCGCCGAGAGUUCCCAGAUAAAGAUGGAGGGUUCGGGCGCCUCGGUGGCCCAGCAGCAGCAGCAGCAGCAGGUCAUGGGCGCCUCGCAGCAGGCAGUUCACCAGCAGGCCGUGUCUUGGCCGAUGGCAAUGGCGAUGGCGCCGUUCCCGCCGAUGUACGCAGCGCCCUGGAUGGGCAUGGCAGGCGCGAUGAUGGCGCCCCCGCAGAUGGUGGCGCCGCCCCCGAUGCCGGCGCCCCAGGUCAUGGCGCCGCCGCAGGCGGCGCCCGCCGUCGUCGCGCCCAAGGUUGCGGCGCCGCCGCCACCGGCGCCCAAGCCCGCGGUGUAUGCGCCGCCGACGCCCGCGCCCCAGGCGCCCGCGUCGUCCUCUGAUGUCAGCCUGGGGGAGCCUGCACCGCCCAUGAGCAAGGCGCGCAAGUCCCAGGCAGAGAUGGACGAGGCGAUCGAGCGGAUCAAGCAGAAGCGGCGCGAGUCGGCGCAGCGCAGCCGCAACCGCCGCGCGGCCUACAUGAAGCAGCUCGAGAACGAGAACAAGGCGCUGCGCGACGAGGUGUCGCGCCUGCGCGCCGCGCUCGGCGGCGCGGGCCUGCAGGCGCCCUUCAAGCUGCAGGCCGGCCCCGCCGCGGCAGCGGCGCUCGCCGGCUCAUCAUGA